AAACUUCAAACAUUUUGGAUAUAACACGAGUCUAGCUCACAGAAAUUCAGAAGUUCAGAAAUUCUAAGUAAAAUUAAAAAACAAAUUAAAAAUUCAUCCAAAAUGGACUUGGGAGAAGGCAUCUUUGACCGUUUGGAUGAUUGGACCAAGACGAAUCAAGUUAAGUCCGGCGAAAUGGGUCGCAUCUUGGCCAUUCUUCUGGCCAUGGUAGUGAUCUGCUAUGUCGUUGUGAUUGUGUCUCGGAUUGUGGUGGCUCUGGCCUUACCAGCCUUGGUGAUUGUGGUCCUUCUGUUGGCCUAUCGCUUCGUCAGUCCUUCAGAAAUGGAAGAGGGUCUCAAGGAGGUGCCUGACAUUCUAACAUCCUUAACGAACAUUGUAUCCCGAUAUUUUCACAAUGUGAUAGCCAACUAGAGGAGGUUAAAGGGAUGUUGAAAUUUUGUAAUUUAAUCUUUAUAAAAUAUUUUAAAAUAAAACUUAAAUUAUGUAACUGUA
Messenger RNA from Drosophila eugracilis, 492 nucleotides. RefSeq lists its product as uncharacterized. The transcript has a single exon. NCBI's taxonomy places the organism in Eukaryota, Metazoa, Arthropoda, Insecta, Diptera, Drosophilidae. The record is from RefSeq and is a predicted model, not a curated record. The coding region runs from base 103 to 411 and encodes 102 amino acids.